GAGUGAGCUUGGAUAAGGUUAUCACGAACAUCCCGCCAUCUUUCAACACUCCCUCAUCCUUUUCAUUUUCUUCAUCCAAACACACCCUUAUUCUCCACAAGAUCCUCUACACUCAAUCCUACCUUCCAUUUCCCUACUCCCUCAAUCUCAACCGUCCAUUUCUCAAUCAAACCCCAUCAUUGGGUCCCUUAUUCACGGUCCAUUUUAAUUAACAUGAAAUGGGAUGUACUUGAUAAUAGUUUUCAUAGAAUCAAAACAAAAUAUCAACCGCUAGUUUUAAGCAUUGUUUGGAUUCCAAUGCUUUAAAAAACUCUACCUCCACAAACUUAGCCAUAUAUUCAUAUUCCUUAAUAAUUUCUAGUGUUUGUUUUUUGCUGAAUUGUUCACUGUCUAUUAUGGAGUCGCGAGUAUUGUCGCGGACUACGGCGAUCGCCGCCCUCCCGAAGCUAUUCCGGCCAUCGAGAGAGGCGGCGAGUUUAGGUGUCGCCACCGGGGUGAAGACGCCGGUUGGAUUGAUUAAGGAUGGUGGGAGUUUGACAUGGGGAAGGCAGCUUAGGCCGGUUUUGUUGUUUGAACCGCUUCAAUCCGGUUCGGUUUGUGGUGCUACUAGGAGGGAGAAGACAGCGGUUCAGCCGUGUCGUGCCGCUAGUGGUUCUUCCGGGGAAGCUAAGGUUGGGUUUUUGGAGAAGUAUCCGGCUCUUGUCACCGGUUUUUUCUUCUUUAUGUGGUACUUCUUGAACGUUAUAUUCAACAUUCUUAACAAGAAGAUCUACAAUUACUUCCCAUAUCCUUACUUCGUGUCGGUGAUCCAUUUAUUUGUUGGUGUGGUGUACUGUUUGGCUAGCUGGAGUGUGGGCCUUCCUAAACGUGCUCCUAUCGACUCAAACCUUCUGAAGUUGCUCAUUCCAGUUGCAGUAUGUCAUGCACUAGGCCAUGUUACCAGCAAUGUCUCUUUUGCUGCUGUUGCAGUUUCUUUCACCCACACUAUUAAAGCCCUGGAGCCCUUUUUCAAUGCUGCUGCUUCUCAAUUCGUUCUUGGACAGUCUAUUCCCAUUACUCUCUGGCUCUCCUUGGCUCCAGUUGUGAUUGGUGUUUCCAUGGCUUCCUUGACUGAGUUAUCAUUCAACUGGCUCGGCUUCAUCAGCGCUAUGAUUUCAAAUAUUUCCUUCACCUACAGGAGUAUCUACUCAAAGAAAGCCAUGACUGACAUGGACAGUACUAAUCUCUAUGCCUACAUUUCCAUAAUUGCUCUAUUUGUGUGCCUUCCCCCUGCAAUAAUUGUCGAGGGUCCUCAACUUAUCAAGCAUGGUUUCAGUGAUGCCAUUGCGAAAGUGGGGAUGACCAAAUUCAUAUCAGACCUCUUCUGGGUGGGAAUGUUUUACCACCUCUACAACCAGCUAGCUACCAACACCUUGGAGAGGGUAGCACCACUUACCCAUGCAGUUGGCAACGUUUUGAAACGAGUGUUUGUCAUUGGAUUUUCCAUCAUCGCCUUUGGCAACAAGAUUUCAACACAAACCGCCAUUGGAACCAGCAUUGCUAUUGCCGGUGUAGCCAUGUACUCUUUCAUUAAGGCCAAAAUGGAAGAAGAGAAACGACAAAUGAAGACUACUUGAGUAGAAUGACUUGGCCCGAAACUGCAUUUUCUUGGAAGGUGCUGUAGAUGUGAUAAUUUUCCUUCCUGAAAAGGAGAACAACAAAAAAAAUGUUGUAAAAUUAAUUUUUUUUCGUGUCAAUUUAUUCGAUUUGGAGAAUGAACCAUUGCCAAUCUGUAAUCUUCUUGUAUUCAAUAAUAAGCAUAUAUCGUACUGUCUUUGGUCCCUCAACUCGAGGCAAGUGUUUGAAUGGGCAUUAGAGAAGAA
This is a messenger RNA of Chenopodium quinoa (quinoa), 1862 nucleotides long. RefSeq names its product triose phosphate/phosphate translocator, chloroplastic-like. The transcript has 12 exons. Gene Ontology annotation, molecular function: antiporter activity. The coding region runs from base 396 to 1616 and encodes 406 amino acids. The record is from RefSeq and is a predicted model, not a curated record. Gene Ontology annotation, biological process: transmembrane transport. NCBI's taxonomy places the organism in Eukaryota, Viridiplantae, Streptophyta, Magnoliopsida, Caryophyllales, Amaranthaceae. Gene Ontology annotation, cellular component: Golgi apparatus; membrane.